GUACCUGUUCUCACCCGCCGAGACCAAUUGAAGAUGAAGCAGGCAAAGGCUGAUGAAAAGAAGAAAGCACAGGAUGCGAAGAAGGAGGAAAAGAAAAGUAAGGAAGAUCCAGGUGACGAAGCAGAGAAACCAAAGAAACAAGCUCGUGGCAGAAAGCGAACGCCUGCUGAGCCAUCUGAUGCAGGCCGUGCUGAGCCCAAAGCGAAAGGAAGGCGAAGGACUCAGCCCAAAGAUGAGGGCAAAGAGGAAGAAGUUGAGAAUGCCGAGGAGAACCAGGAGAACUUCGAGAUUGAGGCCGAGACCGAGACCAAGCCCACUAGCAGACCAAAGCGUGCUCCCAGAGCAAAACGUGCUGAUCCUGCUGAGGAGGAGAAGAAGCCCAUGGCCAAAGUGGCACCGAAGAGAAAGGCCAAGUCGGCCCCCAAGAGAGCACCGAAGGCCAAGUCCGGCCCCAAGAAAACAUCGAAGGCAGCUGAGGCUGAGGCUGAGGAGUCAAGCAAGGAUGAGAUCGAUGCCAAGACGCCCCGAAAAGAGCUCUUCCAGUCAGAUGAAGAAUCAUCUGAUGAGGCGAGUGCACAUGACCGAGUUGACAAGAAAAGUGGGAAGGUGAAGCCUUUGAGCAGCAUCUUUGAGGAGGAUGCACCAGAACAGUGGAGAAGGUCAAGGGCGUCCAAUGAUGGGCCAUCUGCUUCCUCUGCCGCAGCUCCACCACCAGCUCCUGCUGUGAAGCCAAAAGGCAAAGGCCGAGGCAGGAAGGCGGCUAUGAGCCCUAUGGCAAAAAAGCUUGCCAAAAAGCGCAAACAGGCGAUGGAUGAUGUGAUGCAUGAGCAGCUCAAGGAGGAUGCCCAGCUUCAAGGCAUUUUCUGUCAGCAUUUGAAAGCGAUUGGCAGCUUGACCUAUGAUUCUCUCAAGGAGUACCUCGUGACGCAUGCGCCCAAGGAUUGCAACAAAUUCCUCCUUGAUCCUUAUUGGGGAAGGACGGCAUGUGGUGUGAAGUCGAAGGAGCUGGGGGGGGACAACAAGAGAUCCAUGCCGCUUGUGUCCUAUUUUGCCAGCUUUGGCACCGCUUCGACGUGGAACGUCAACAUGACCCUCACCUAUCUUUCAGCUUGGCUGAUGGCUCAGUGGAUGGAUGACUUGAAGACGGAGGACGUUUCGAACUAUACUGACCCCACCAGUGAUGUCAAGAGGCAUGAGGCAUUUAUCAAGUACAAUGCCAGUGUAGCUGCUACGAAAUUCCCAGCUCCCAAAAAGUAA
This is a messenger RNA of Cladocopium goreaui, 1257 nucleotides long. The record is from the annotation of a GenBank genome assembly. NCBI's taxonomy places the organism in Eukaryota, Dinophyceae, Suessiales, Symbiodiniaceae.